AUCAUGGUGCUGAUCUGGGCUUUCUUUGCUGUCAUCUUUCUGGCCUCCUACACUGCUAACCUGGCUGCCUUUAUGAUCCAGGAGGAGUACAUUGACACAGUGUCAGGCCUCUCGGACAAGAAGUUUCAGCAUCCCGAGGAGCAGUACCCACCUCUGAAGUUUGGCACGGUGCCCAACGGGAGCACAGAAAAAAACAUCCGCUCCAACUACCCAGACAUGCACCAGUACAUGGGCAAAUACAACCAGAGAGGAGUGGAGGACGCCAUACUGAACCUCAAGACCGG
Molecule: messenger RNA, 284 nt
Organism: Epinephelus moara (kelp grouper)
Lineage: Eukaryota; Metazoa; Chordata; Actinopteri; Perciformes; Serranidae
Product: glutamate receptor ionotropic, NMDA 2D-like
Exons: 2
Biological process (GO): long-term synaptic potentiation; excitatory postsynaptic potential; synaptic transmission, glutamatergic
Cellular component (GO): plasma membrane; NMDA selective glutamate receptor complex; postsynaptic membrane
Molecular function (GO): transmitter-gated monoatomic ion channel activity involved in regulation of postsynaptic membrane potential; NMDA glutamate receptor activity
Source: RefSeq, a predicted model, not a curated record